Molecule: messenger RNA, 1428 nt
Organism: Fusarium vanettenii 77-13-4
Lineage: Eukaryota; Fungi; Ascomycota; Sordariomycetes; Hypocreales; Nectriaceae
Exons: 3
Coding region: 1-1428 (475 amino acids)
Cellular component (GO): cytoplasm
Molecular function (GO): oxidoreductase activity
Source: RefSeq, a predicted model, not a curated record
AUGACAGAGGACUUCACUCAGCUAGUCAAGGAGUACAUGACGAGGGAUCCGGGUCUCCCUCGUCAGAACCCUACCUCGUCUUACUGGCAGCAUGUUCCUCAUCCAUUGGCCAACACACAGUCUGGCACCCUGCGUAAAACGGCAGACAUUGCGGUCAUUGGAUCUGGAAUCACCGGCGCCAGCGUCGCGAAGACCUUGCUCGAGAAUAAUCCAUCCUCCAAGAUCAUCGUCUUUGAAGCACGAUCCCUGUGCUCGGGAGCCACAGGCCGCAAUGGAGGCCAGCUGGCCACCAACGCCGGCGAGAUCUACGCCAAGUACAAGGCACACUUCGGAAGCGAAAUGGCAGGAAGGAUAGCAGCGUUUAGCUUCAAGACGUGUGACAGAAUGAAGGAAGUAAUUGCCGAGUACGCUCCAGAGGAGAGCGAGUAUCGAGAUGUGACAAAGGUGAGGACAUUUUUGGACGAGGCCUCGUUUGCUGCCAUGAAAGACAGCAUCAAACAGAUGGAAGAGGAUCACCCAGACCUUGGUGGCAUAUACAACAUGAUCGACAGUGAGACUGUUCUCAAGAAUCACGGCGUCCAUGGUUCCGUCGGCGGUUUAACUCUCCCCGCUGGAGUCAUGUGGCCAUAUCGGGUCAUCACCAAGGUGUUUGAGAAUUUGCUGGCCAAGUACCCCGGACGGUUGAGCAUUGAGACCAACACCCCCGUCACUUGUAUAGACUAUACCGACGAUACGUACCUUGUUAGUACUCCCCGUGGAAAGACUCGAGUAGGCCAGGUUGUUCACUGCACCAACGGCUACGCAAGCCAUUUGCUGCCCCGUCUACGUGGUCUCCUGUUUCCUCUCCGUGGGACCAUGACGGUCCAGGAUCUUGGCCCCAAUGUUCCCAACAACGGAGCCAAAGAUUCAUAUGGAUUUCACUACGAGCCAUUCUAUGACGAGAAAACUGAGACUGUCGCCGACGGAUUGUGGUACCUGACCCAGAACGCUAAGACUGGAUACUACUUCAUCGGUGGUGAGAAGUCCAGCAUAGACGACAGUUUGACAGGGGACGACACGGCAUUCAGCGAUUUCUGCGUCGACCACUUAAAGACGAUCCUACCCAAGUUCUUCAACUACACAGAUGUCAACGCAGACCCGUUGGUCAGUGCGUGGAGUGGCAUCAUGGGUUUCACUGCAGACAGAGCGCCGUACGUUGGCGGUCUCUCUACCGAAGUUACUGGUCGCUCAGGUAACGGAGAGUGGAUCGUGGGCGGCUUCAAUGGCUAUGGUAUGCCGUACUGCUGGCUGGCUGGUGAGGCUCUGGCGAGCAUGGUGCUUGGGCAAAGCGUUGGCGACUGGUUCCCUCAGGCCUUUUUGAUCAACGAGGAGCGCCUAUCGCCGCAAAGGAUCACCAAGGUGGCGACGGAAAUGGCUUCUUUGAGAUGA